Miscanthus lutarioriparius is the source of this 1950-nucleotide messenger RNA. The record is from the annotation of a GenBank genome assembly. Lineage: Eukaryota; Viridiplantae; Streptophyta; Magnoliopsida; Poales; Poaceae.
AUGCUCGCCGUCCUCGGCGCCUCCCUCGCGGUGCUCCUCUUCUUCGCGCUCCAGCCCGCGCCCAACCCGGUCCCGAACUACGAGGCGCUCUUCCUCUCCCUCGGAUCCAACGACACCGCCGCCUCGCACCUACGAGCGCUCACUCUCCACCCGCACGUCGCAGGGACCAAGGCCAACGCCCUCACUGCCCGCUACGUGCUCGACGCGCUCUCCUUCCCCGCCCACAUCACGCCUUACUCCGUCCUCCUCUCCUACCCCGUCCACCGCUCCCUCUCCCUUUUGGCGCCAGGCCGCGGCGUCGUCACCUCCUUCUCCCUGAAGCAGGAGACCUACCCCAACGACCCCUACGCAGCCGCCGCCGCGGAUACCAUCCCGACGUUCUACGCGUACGCGGCCUCGGGGUCGGUCUCCGCGGAGGCCGUGUACGCCAACUACGGCCGCGAGGAGGACUUCGCCUACCUCGCCUCCCGCGGCGUGGACGUCGCGGGUAAGGUCACGUUCGCGCGGUACGGGAGGAUCCACUGCGAGGACAUCGCGCACAACGCGCGCGCCGCCGCCGGCGCCGCGGCCGCGGUGGUGUACACUGACCCGCUGGAGUACGGCGGCGCACCCGGUGAGCGGUGGUUCCCCGACUCGCGGUGGCUGCCGCCCAGCGGCGUGCAGGUGGGGAGCCUGUUCCGGGGCGUGGGCGACCCGACGACGCCGAUGUGGGCGUCGUCCGAGGGCUGCGAGCGCGUCAGCGUGGAGGAGGCCAUGAACACCGAUGACAUGCCGCUCAUCCCGGCGCUACCGGUGUCGGCUCAGGACGCGAUGGAGAUACACAGAGCCAUGGGCGGGGCCGUGGCGCCGGCGGACUGGCAGGGCCGAGAGGGCGGCCCCGUGUACCGCCUCGGCCCCGGGCCGGCAGUUUUGAACCUAACGUAUCUUGGGAAUGAUACGAUGGCAACAAUUGAGAAUGUCUUUGCCAUUAUCGAAGGCGCCGAAGAGCCCGAUAGAUAUGUCAUUCUUGGUAACCAUCGUGAUGCUUGGACGCGUUUGCUCAAAGGUUUUCAAUGCUGCAAAAGCAAGGAUGGAGACCUCGAAGAACCAUUAUCUUUUGUAGUUGGGAUGCGGAAGAAUACGGACUGGUGUGUUUCUAUCUCUGAACCACUCUUGUUCGUCUUUAAAACAGCAAGAUUGAUCACAUUUGCAUUUACUCAGACAGGAUUCCUGCCUUCUACAACUCCCCAACUUGACGAGUUACUUCAACAAGUAACUAAAGUGGUUCAAGAUCCUGAUAAUUCAUCUCAGACUGUGUAUGAUUCAUGGAUUAAAUCGAGCAUUCCUCCUCGGUUCCAUCCUCAAGAAUUAUGUGGUUUCAGGAGGAAACCACUUCUACUUCCUGACAAAUUAUAUAACAUUACUCACUAUUCACUGCGUAUCUCCUGCAUUAAGGUUCUAAGACUAGGACCAGGAUAUCCGGUUUACCACUCCUUAUAUGAUGACUACGUAUGGAUGGCGAAAUUCGGAGAUCCUGGGUUCCGUAGGCAUGUGGCAGCUGCUAGCAUAUGGGGAAUGAUGGCUUUGAGGUUGGCAAAUGAAGAGAUCCUACCCUUCAAUUACAUGUCCUAUGCAAUUGAGCUUGAGGAACUUCAAAAGCAACUCUUGAGCAAGCAGCUGAACAAGGAUUCACUGAAAAUCCGACAGCUUAAUGACCGGCUUAUGCAGACCGAGCGAGCUUUCACUAGCAGGGAAGGCAUCUUCAAGCAAGAAUGGUUUAAGCAUCUGGUGUAUGGACCUUCAGAUCUGAAUGACUGGGAUACUGCAAUCUAUCCCGGUAUAGCCAAUGCAAUAGCCAGCGCUCGGAGCAGCAACACUUCGGAGUCGUGGAAGUUUGUACAGCAUGAGGUCUACAGAGUGGCCAGGGCCGUGACACAAGCAUCUGCUAUACUUAGUGGUCGUCUGACAUGA